Messenger RNA from Rotaria sp. Silwood2, 681 nucleotides. Lineage: Eukaryota; Metazoa; Rotifera; Eurotatoria; Philodinida; Philodinidae. The record is from the annotation of a GenBank genome assembly.
AUGAAAGGAUUUACUGCACUUAUUAUAAGUAGUUUAAAUAGUUUUGAUUUGAAUAUUGUACGUAAAUUUGCUAAACAAGGUUGUAAUAUUGUUUUGAAUGGAAAUCAAAUUAAUGAGAACAUAGUUAAAACAAUUCAAAAUGAAUAUCAACAAAAUAAAACAAUUUAUUUAUCAGAUAAUAUACAAAAUGAAAUCGAUAUACAUAAAUUAGUCAAACAAAUAUUAAAUCAUUUUCAGCAUAUUGAUAUUCUUAUUAUAAAUAAUGAAUGUAAACGACAUUAUAGAGCUUCUAUUGAUGAAUUUCCAACAGAAAAAUGGAGAGAUAUUAUCGAGCAUAAUAUUAUAUUAAAUUUUGCUUUAGUUAAAACUCUAUGGCCUUAUAUGAAACGACAACAUUUUGGUAGAAUUAUUAAUAUUGCAAACGAACAUAGCUUGGCUGCUAGUGAAUAUAAAUCAGCAUGCAUUACUUCACAUCAUGCAUUGCUUGGACUAAAUAAAGCUAUUUCUAUUGAAGGUGCUUCAUUCGGAAUUACUUCUAAUAUCAUUUGUCCAGGAUACAUAAAAACAAAUUUCUUUGAACAAUAUGAUUACAUAAAAACAUUAGCUGAUCUUGUUUUAUUUUUAUGUAGUGAUCAAGCUCGUUCAAUUACUGGUCAAUCAAUUCCAUGGUGUUUAACAUAG